UGUCCGAUGUCCAGUAGGUUUGCAAUAACCCAGUUUUUUUACAGGUGAGUUUAUAAUAAUGACCAAAGAAGAUGAAAUUCCUGACUGGGCUGGAUCACAGGACUUCUAUGAGAAGUAUGAUCCAAAGGAGAUCCUUGGAAGAGGGGUGAGUAGUGUGGUUCGACGCUGCAUCCAUAAGCACGCCGCUCAGGAAUAUGCAGUCAAGAGAAUAGACAUCACGCCGUCAGAUAAGAUGAGCCCUGAGGAGAUCGAGGAGAUCAGAAAUGCCACAAUAAAGGAGAUAGACAUCCUCAAGAAAGUGUGUGGCCAAGAAAAUAUCAUUCAACUGAAGGAUUCCUUUGAAACUAAAGCUUUCUUCUUCUUAGUGUUUGACUUGAUGAAGAAAGGAGAGCUUUUUGAUUACCUAACCGAGAAGGUUACACUCAGUGAAAAAGAGACAAGGAAGAUUAUGCGGUCCCUGUUGGAGGUGGUUCAGUUCCUUCACUCUCAGAACAUUGUGCACAGAGAUCUAAAGCCAGAAAACAUCCUUCUGGAUGACAACAUGAACAUCAAACUCACUGAUUUUGGCUUUGCUGUGCAGAUUGCACCAGGACAAAAACUUAAUGAGGUAUGUGGAACGCCAGGCUAUCUAGCCCCGGAGAUCAUCGAAUGCUCUAUGGAUCCUCACCACCAGGGUUACGGGAACGCCGUCGAUCUCUGGAGUGCAGGGGUGAUCAUGUACACCCUUCUUACAGGUUCUCCUCCUUUCUGGCACAGGAAGCAGAUGCUAAUGCUGCACAUGAUCCUGACGGGAAGCUACCAGUUCACCUCUCCGGAGUGGGACGACCGUUCAGACACUGCCAAAGCACUGAUCUCCAGGUUGUUGGUGGUGAAUCCUGAGGCACGUUACACUGCCAUAGAUGCCUUAAACCACCCUUUCUUCCAGCAGUAUGUGGUCGCAGAGGUGCGACAUUUUAGCCCAUACAGGAAGUUCAAGGUAAUCUGCAUGACAGUUCUGGCAACAAUGCGCAUUUACUGCAAUUAUCGACGUGCCAAGCCAGUUACCAAAGAAGUGAUCAAGAGUGACCCCUAUGCAGUAAAGCCUAUUCACAAACUCAUCGAUGCCUGCGCAUUCAAGAUUUAUGGACACUGGGUAAAGAAGGGCCAGACACAGAACAGAGCUGCCCUGUUUGAGAAUAGUCCAAAAGCUAUUUUGCUUUCUCUAGCAGCGGAAACAGAUGAUUCAUCUCUCAGAAUGAUGUAAUAUACACACUACUGAAAACUACACAGGAUAACAUGUUCAAGAAAUGGGUAUGACAUCGAAACCUCAUAA
Molecule: messenger RNA, 1312 nt
Organism: Sinocyclocheilus grahami
Lineage: Eukaryota; Metazoa; Chordata; Actinopteri; Cypriniformes; Cyprinidae
Product: phosphorylase b kinase gamma catalytic chain, skeletal muscle/heart isoform-like
Exons: 10
Coding region: 59-1243 (394 amino acids)
Biological process (GO): glycogen metabolic process; protein phosphorylation
Cellular component (GO): phosphorylase kinase complex
Molecular function (GO): calmodulin binding; ATP binding; phosphorylase kinase activity
Source: RefSeq, a predicted model, not a curated record